Messenger RNA from Rubroshorea leprosula, 682 nucleotides. The record is from the annotation of a GenBank genome assembly. Lineage: Eukaryota; Viridiplantae; Streptophyta; Magnoliopsida; Malvales; Dipterocarpaceae.
UUAGAAAGUUUAAUUUUCUGCUUAUAUCAAUUCAGUAUCAGGCGGAUGAAUAUAUCAACUGGAGUGAAAUAGUAACUCAAACAUACGAGUUGGCCGAAGAAUGCCACAAAAUAAACUACUUUGGUGCCAAAAGGAUGUCUGAAACAUUUAUUCCCCUCCUCCAGUUAUCUGAUUCACCAAGAAUUGUAAAUGUUUCUUCCUCCCUGGGAAAGUUAAAGAAUGUAUCAAACGAAUGGGCAAAAGCAAUCUUAAGUGAUGCUGAAAACCUACAGAAGAAAGAGUGGGUGAAGUGUUGAACAAAUAUCUGACAGAUUUUAAAGAGGGAUCACUAGAAGCUGGAGGAUGGCCAGAUUCUAUGACUGCCUAUAUUCUCUCCAAAGCUGCCCUGAAUGCCUAUACAAGAAUUUUGGCUAAGAAACACCCCAGUCUCUGCAUUAAUUGUGUUUGCCCUGGCUAUGUCAAAACUGAUAUAACCUAUAAUACUGGAGUCUUGACUGUUGACGAAGGUGCUCAAGGUCCUGUGAGAUUGGCAUUGCUGCCAAAUGGUGGCCCUUCGGGUCUCUUCUUCUCUCGAUUGGAAGAAUCAGAAUUCUGAUCAGAUUGUCGGAAAGUUAAUGUUUUUUCCUCUGUGCUGCUUUAUGAUGAUCUUGGAAUCUCAAACAAGUAAAAGCAUAUAUGAUAA